CAGCCGAGGUCCCAGCCCCCCCCCCCCCCUGGACUCCUCCCAUGGCGAUCCCUCCUCCCCGGAUCGCGGGGGGCGGCGGCGGCCGCAAGCCGAGGGUGCCGCCCCUCCCGCCGGCGAGGACCCUCCUGACCGCCUUGGCUGCGGUGGCGGCGCUGGCCGUCCUCUGCAUCCUCUCCUCCUCGUCCCCCGCCGCCUCGCUGUCGGGUUCUUGGAGAUCCGGGGCCAGGAGUGGCAACAGGUAUCUGUACUGGGGCGGGCGCGUCGACUGCCCCGGCAAGCACUGCGGCUCCUGCGCCGGGCUCGGGCACCAGGAGUCCAGCCUCCGCUGCGCCCUCGAGGAGGCACUCUUCCUCGGCAGAAUAUUUGUCAUGCCCUCAAGAAUGUGCCUAAGCUCAGUACAUAACACAAAGGGGGUCCUCCAGAGCAAUGCAACUUCAAAGCAAAGAUGGGAAGAGAGUUCUUGUGCGAUGGAUUCUCUAUAUGAUAUGGAUCUCAUCUCAAGAACAGUACCUGUUAUUCUGGACAAUUCCAAGGCAUGGCAUGAUACAGUAUCAGGAAGUAUGAAAUUAGAAGAGGGAGUUGUGGUACAUGUGCAAGGAAUUAGCAGAGCUAAACUCAAAGAAAAUCCCCUGUACUCUUCAGCUCUCAUAAUAAACCGUACUGCAAGUCCUCUUGCUUGGUUUAUGGAGUGCAAGGAUCGCAAAAACCGCAGCUCUGUGAUGUUAUCCUACACCUUUUUGCCAAGUAUGCCAGCAAAAAAAUUGAGGGAUGCAGCAGAUAAGAUGAAAGAAAUACUUGGUGAUUACGAUGCUAUUCAUGUUCGACGAGGUGAUCUACUGAAAAAUAGGAAAGAUCGAUUUGGCGUUGAACGGAGCCUUCAUCCUCAUCUAGAUAGGGACACCCGCCCUGAGUUUAUCAGAAAGAGAAUUGCAAAAUGGAUUCCACCAGGUCGAACUCUAUUCAUUGCCUCAAAUGAAAGAACACCAGGCUUCUUUUCACCUCUGUCAGACAGGUAUAAGUUAGCAUACUCAUCCAACUUUAGUAGCAUAUUGGAGCCAGUAAUUGAGAACAAUUAUCAGCUAUUCAUGGUGGAGAGGCUAAUGAUGCAAAGAGCAAAGACAUUUGUCAAGACAAUGAGGGAAUUUGACAGUGAUCUCACCCUUUGCGAUGAUCCCAAAAAGAACACCAAAGUUUGGCAAAAACCAGUGUAUACAGAUGAUUGAUGGCCGCUGGCCACCGAUUGAGAAACUUGAAGGUGUCACAGAAACAUGAAGGUUUGACACGGAUACCUGAUUUGCUAUUUUCGCAGGAAACAGACUGAAAUCAAUCAGCACCGGUGGAAACUCCACCUGGGAUUCGUUGCAGCACGUUUGUUCAUACACACCACGUGUCCUUAUAUUCAGAAAAGGCCAAAGGUGUUAAAUCGUUUAUUCAUUCUUUUGCAAUUAGGGAGUAGGUUACAUUAGAAGUUAUGUUUGCAGAUUUAGGAUGCAUAUAUAUCAUUAUCCUUCUGUAUAUUAUUUGUGUAAGAAUCUACUGGCACCUUGGGGCUUCAAUUGUGGAGAAUACCGUUAACUGGUUCUCUUUUUCUA
This is a messenger RNA of Phragmites australis (common reed), 1592 nucleotides long. RefSeq lists its product as uncharacterized. Gene Ontology annotation, cellular component: Golgi apparatus. The record is from RefSeq and is a predicted model, not a curated record. Bases 42 to 1223 code for a protein of 393 amino acids. The transcript has 6 exons. Lineage: Eukaryota; Viridiplantae; Streptophyta; Magnoliopsida; Poales; Poaceae.